AUGGGACAGCGAGUGACAAAAGUGAGUCCGAUUACGGUUGGCGAGGUGUACGAUCAACAUCCUAGUACACCCCCAAAACCCAGCACCAACACGGAGCUUCAACAUCCUCAUCCCCGCGAUGAGAGCCCUGUUGGUGGAGAGGAGGAGGAGGCAAAGGAUAGGAAGGAAGAGGAGAAGGAGGCAGAGAGAGUGAAGGAGAAAAGAAAGAGAAAGAAGUGGUGGCGGAGGCUGCGCUCUUUCUUCAGAGCUGGCAAAAAAAACCCAGAGAGCAGCUCAGGUCAGAGAGAGCAGGAGAAGCAGCAGGAUCAGGGACAGAAGAGGAAGGUGGCAUGGGCAGGAAGAAGUAGUGAUGACUACAUCUUCAGUCGCUACACCAUUGGUGAUCGGCUGGGGAAAGGUGGUUGUGGUGUGGUGUACGAAGGCAGACGUUUGAAUGAUGAUCUUAAAGUGGCUUUGAAAUAUGUCAUGAAGACCCAGCACACUGAAUGUAUAUUCAUUCCUGAUCAUCCGAAACCUCUUCCGAAAGAGAUCGCCCUCACCAUCCUGGCGAACAAAGGUCCCAGGGUGCCAGAAAUAAUCAGGCUGCUGGACUGGACGGACCACCCUGACCACUUCGUCAUGGUCCUCGAAUGUCCCUCUCCCUGUGAGAAUCUCGUGAAGUUCAUCAGGCGUCACGGUGGAAGACUAAAGGAAGAAACAACACGGCAGAUCAUGUGGCAGACGGCUCACGCAGCAAACAUGUGCCACCUCCGUGGAGUGCUCCACCGUGACGUCAAACUUGACAACCUUUUGAUAAACAGGGAGACAUCCGUAGUCAAGCUGAUUGACUUCGGAUGUGGGGACAUUUUGAGGAGGACACCAUACAGGUCAUAUUCUGGCACAGCAAUGUACUCCCCUCCAGAGUACCACAGCAGGGGGAAGUACUACGGCGGGCCGGCGACGGUCUGGUCACUAGGGAUUGUGAUGUUCACAAUGUUGUGUGGACGCUUCCCUAAUGACUAUGACCUGUUCCUCCUGCAGUGCAAGCACUGGUCCAAACCCGGCCUGUCAAAAGAAUGCUGUGACCUCCUCAGGGCUCUCCUGCAUGAGAAGCCAAGCCGGAGACUAGGUCUGGGGCGAAUCAUGUCCCACAACUGGUUUAAGGUCAUCUCAUAAGACCACUCCAGCUGGCGUCUCUUGUGCAGCUUUGCGUCUUGCGGGCUGCAGCAGUAGAUGCUUCCAUCCCUCCUCUCGCCUUUGCGUCUUGCGGGGCGAGAAAGCCUUGUGUAGCGUCUUGCACCUUGGCUUGAGGAAGCAAUAUUUGCGUCUGGCGGUACUGCUUCCGGAGGGAUGUGUACAUACUCUAUAUCUGUACAUACUUCUUUUGGUUUCCCCAUCAUGGCCACUCCAUUCCUGAGCUUCCUGCCUCCGCUGUCCAAAUGCCA
Molecule: messenger RNA, 1424 nt
Organism: Carassius carassius (crucian carp)
Lineage: Eukaryota; Metazoa; Chordata; Actinopteri; Cypriniformes; Cyprinidae
Product: serine/threonine-protein kinase pim-1-like
Exons: 8
Coding region: 1-1155 (384 amino acids)
Biological process (GO): regulation of mitotic cell cycle; negative regulation of apoptotic process; protein autophosphorylation
Cellular component (GO): cytoplasm
Molecular function (GO): protein serine/threonine kinase activity; ATP binding
Source: RefSeq, a predicted model, not a curated record